Molecule: messenger RNA, 3553 nt
Organism: Stegodyphus dumicola
Lineage: Eukaryota; Metazoa; Arthropoda; Arachnida; Araneae; Eresidae
Gene: Moe
Product: moesin
Cellular component (GO): cytoskeleton
Molecular function (GO): actin binding
Source: RefSeq, a predicted model, not a curated record
UGGCAUCAGGAGAAAACUUUCUUUCAUAUUCUGCUGUUUGACUUGUAAACGGCCAUUUUGUGUGGCGUGUGGCGGUUUUCGUCCACCGAAAUUUCGUGCAUUGGACAUUUAACUGAUAUAGUUGGUAAAUACUGAAAAUAAAUCUUAAGCCAAAAUGCCUAAACCAGUAAAUGUUCGUGUCAUUACCAUGGAUGCUGAGUUGGAAUUUGCCAUCCAACCCAACACCACUGGAAAACAGUUGUUCGAUCAGGUUGUGAAGACGAUUGGAUUGCGGGAAAUUUGGUUUUUUGGUCUUCAGUACACUGACAGCAAAGGCUUGACAACGUGGUUGAAACUUAAUAAAAAGGUGCUAAACCAGGAUGUUAAGAAAGAGAAUCCUUUGCAAUUCAAGUUCCGUGCCAAAUUUUAUCCUGAAGAUGUUGCUGAAGAAUUAAUUCAGGACAUAACUGUGCGCCUGUUUUAUCUUCAAGUUAGAAAUGCUAAACUUAGUGAUGAAAUAUAUUGUCCACCUGAAACAUCUGUGCUUUUAGCUUCUUAUGCAGUUCAAGCAAAACAUGGAGAUUAUAAUGCAGAAAUUCACAAACCUGGUUGUUUAGCAAAUGAUAGAUUACUUCCUCAAAGAGUGAUGGACCAACAUAAAUUAACAAAAGAACAGUGGGAAGAAAGAAUAAUGAAUUGGUGGGCUGAGCAUAAAGGAAUGCCUCGGGAAGAUGCUAUGAUGGAAUACUUGAAAAUAGCUCAAGAUCUCGAGAUGUAUGGUGUUAAUUAUUUUGAAAUCAAAAAUAAGAAAGGAACAGAUCUGUGGCUAGGUGUAGAUGCUUUGGGUUUGAAUAUUUAUGAGAAAGAUGACAAGUUGACUCCAAAGAUUGGUUUCCCAUGGAGUGAAAUAAGAAAUAUUUCUUUUAAUGACAAGAAAUUUGUAAUAAAACCCAUUGAUAAAAAAGCACCUGAUUUUGUGUUUUUUGCACCUCGUCUCAGGAUCAAUAAGAGGAUAUUGUCAUUGUGCAUGGGUAAUCAUGAGUUAUAUAUGAGGCGUAGAAAACCUGAUACUAUAGAAGUUCAACAAAUGAAAGCUCAAGCUAGAGAAGAAAAGUUGGCCAAGCAACAAGAACGUGAGAAACUUCGUCGGGAAAUGGAAGCUCGAGAACAAGCAGAGAAAAAACAGCAGGAAUAUGCUGAGAAGAUUAAGCAGAUGCAAGAAGAAAUGGAAAAUAGACAGAAAGAACUUUUGGAAGCUCAAGAAAGCAUUCGCCGUCUGGAAGAACAGUUACGCCAAGUGCAGCAGUCGAAGGCUGAAUUAGAAUCAAAACAAAAUGAAUUGGAAGAGAUGUUGAAGAAACUUGAAAAUGAUAAAGCAAUGGAAGCUGAAGAGAAAGCAAGAUUGGCUGAAGCUAUCAUGCUAAAACAGCAAGAAGUCCAGCGAAUCCAGGAGGAAGUGAACUUGAAGGAUGAAGAGACAAGAAAGUUGCAGGAAGAAGUUGAAGAAGCUCGUCGUAGACAACAGGAAGCUGCAGCAGCAUUGCUGGAUGCAACAACGCCUCAGCACCUUAACAUACAAGAAGAUGAACAUGAAGAAAAUGAUGACAUGGUGAAUGGAGAAUUUGGUGCAGAGUUGUCGCGUGAUGAUUCAAUUAAUUUGCCAAGACCAGAAGAAGAAAGGAUUACUCAAGUUUCAAAGGAAAAACAUCUACAAGAUCAGCUAAAAGAAUUAAGCAAAGAACUUGCAUCUUCAAAGGAUGAAACUAAAUUAACUAAGAACGAUCUCUUGCAUCAAGAAAAUGUAAGGCAAGGACGAGACAAAUACAAGACCCUGCGUGAAAUUCGAAAGGGCAACACUAAGCGACGAGUGGAUCAGUUCGAAAACAUGUAAAAGAUUGUUGAUUUUGUUGAAGGGUCCUCGUACUUCAUUCUAUCAAGAAUAGUGAAUGCUAUGUACUAGGGGGCUUAACUGUUAUUUCUGAAAAUGUUAACUGUGAAAGCAUUUGCAAAAGAGGCAUCAUUGCAGUUCAUAGCAUACAUUCCAUAUCUAAUUCAAUUUGUUUCACAAAACAUAACAUUUUUAGUUCAGGGAGUUCGAUUUUCUCCAGACUAGAUCUGAAUUUUAAUUUGUGUAAUCUGUAUUAUUAAAAAAAUUAAUAACUUCCAUUUGAGUUUGAAAGACUAUGAACACUACAAUGAAAUUCUGUAAAAUUGCAAUGAAAUUCAUAAAAAAGAAACUAUUUUAGAAAAGGAGUAGCAGAGAGAAUAUAUUUUUUUACGAACAAAGCAAAUUUUAAGUUGGCAUUUUUUUAAAGUGUAAAAUGUUGAAUUAAUAUUGCCUGAUUAUCAUACCCUAUUACAAUGUGCCUUUGUAUCCAUAAACUAUGUUUGCUAGGAAAAUCUGAACUUUCAUAAUUUUAUACAUUUUUCCUAGAAAUUUAAUGCUUUCAUAAUAUUUUGAGCCCGGCGUACUUACAGUAUUAAGAAUUGAGCUAUUUUCAUCUGUAAUUGGUUUUGUACAUGAUUAGUUGAGUAUGUACUGAAGCUUAUUGAAAGCUUAGUAACAAGAAUGAAUUAUCUAGGCUAUCAUCAGCUGAAGUAUGUAUUUAUGCACUCAUAUUUUUUACUUCAAAUUCUGUUUUUGCCUUGUACGUAGUUUACAAAUUAGUCUUUUAUAUGCAGUUUCCAAGCCUUGUAUUUUGAUAUAUAUAUCUAUUGUUAAAUAUGUUUUAAAUCUGUUUUCUAACUCACAGGAGCUUGUUUAAAGGCUUGUAGUUUGUAAAACUUAGCACAUGACCAACUCUGUUUUUAACAAUGUUUCCCCUUCAUAUUAAGUGUGCAAAAGUAGUAUUGUUUCCAUAUUGCACAUAAGGAAUUAAAUUUUCAUUUGUAUUUUUUUAUAACUUGGUAUAAAAGAGACUUAUCCCAUAUUAAAUGUUAAAAAAUGAAAAUAUUUAUAGACAUUAAAUCACAAUCAAACACUUGUUAAUUUUUUAAUUUUUAGUCUUUAUUUAUGAGCUGUUUUGUGCCAGUACAGUAUUGUAUUUCUCUAGGAAAAAGGGCAGGAUAUGUUAGUGAGUGUUUAAUAAAUGUUUUUGCAACAACAUUGAUUUGUAAUAUUUCAGUUUUAGUUCUGUGCCAAAAAUAAUAUCAGCAUUUCAGCUAAAAUUGCUGGUCAAUUUCAGUAACUGUUUUCCUCCGCCCCCCCUUUUUUUUCUGUUUCUCCUGUGUUGCAUGCAUUUAUUUGAAUCAAAAUAAUUAAUAUGUUUUAAAUUUAGUUUUAUCUGUUUCUUAUGAUCUUGCUGCAUCUAACAUAUCUUGCAAUUCAAGUGUUUCAUUAUGCUUAAUUUCUUAAUUGAUGUUUAGUUGUAUUUACUUUGAGUUAAUACUGUUAAGUCAUAAAAUUAGUGAUUUUUAUUUGAGUGAAUGCAAUUCUGUCAUUGUAAGCAUAUCAUUAUUGAUCUUCUGUAACUUCAUAAUGGUCCAGGCACGGUAAUGAGGCAAGUUUGUUAAUAGUAUUCAUUUACUGGAUAUUGAAAUUUUUAAAGUUAAUAAAAAGCUAAGUUUUACAGUC